This is a messenger RNA of Arabis nemorensis, 1317 nucleotides long. Lineage: Eukaryota; Viridiplantae; Streptophyta; Magnoliopsida; Brassicales; Brassicaceae. The record is from the annotation of a GenBank genome assembly.
AUGGCGAAAUUGACGACGGAGUCUCCAAUCUGCCGUAAAAUUGUCCAUGCUUUUUUGGAUUUUCUAGAUUCCGUUGAGGUUGCUCCAGGUGCUGAUGAGGAAGGGAUUGAGGUUGCUAAAGAAUGUUUAGCGGAAGCGUUUAAAGUUAAUUCAGAUUCUUCAAGAGAGUAUCAGUCGAAACCUAUUUCGCUUGUUAAUAUGUUCAGUUCAAUGGACAAAAGUAUUCAUGCGGAAUUGGAAACCAAACCAUUCGGUGCUACUCGGGGUAUUACUAUAGAUGAACCUAGUUCCUCGUCAACUCCUGUGUUUCCGGAUUCUCAUCACUCCGAGCCAUUACCAUCCUCAGUGGAUGCAAGCAAAGAGCCUCUCUUUACCGGAACUUCUAGGGAUGAACUCUUUGGUCAACUCUUUGGUGCGCUUGAGAAAGUACGAUAUUUCAGGAACACACCUAACGGAGAUGAUGAUCCUGCUCAGCUGGAAAAGGCAACAAAAAUAUUUCAUGAUGCUAUCAAUGAAAUGGAAAAAUCUGGAUGCCAGACUUUUGAUGUGAAAAACUUGGCAGAAACACUGAAGUGCCAAGGUAACAAGGCCAUGCAGUCUCAGCUUUAUCAGGAGGCAAUCGAGCUGUAUUCUUUUGCAAUUGCACUCUGGGAUAAGAACGCUGUUUUCUACUGCAACAGGGCUGCUGCGUAUACCCAGAUCAACAGAUGUUCAGAAGCAAUUAAGGACUGUCUUACAUCCAUUGAGAUUGAUGGAAAUUAUAGUAAGGCAUACAGUCGUCUCGGGUUAGCAUAUUAUGCUCAAGGAAAGUAUGCCGAUGCUAUCGAGAAAGGAUUUAAGAAAGCUUUGCAGUUGGAUCCGCAAAACGAAUCUGUGAAAGAAAAUAUCAGGGUGGCUGAGCAAAAACUAAGAGAAGAACAGCAACGUCAGAGACGCAGUCAGAAUCCGAGCAUGGGUCACAAUCAAGAACCAGAAAUGGGAGGCGAGGGAAUACCAUCUCAGUUCUCAAUGCCUUUAAACCCCGAAUUGAUGAGCAUGUUCAUGAACAUGGCAGGAAACACAUUCCCGGGAAAUCAUUCUCGCAGUAGUGAGGGAGGAGGAGAUGGUAACAGAAAUGGUUCGGAUGAGCCUGAGAUUCAUGUUGGCGGAAAUAUCAACAUAGAUCUCGGAGUUGGGGAGCAAAUGCCCGAAGAGAUAUCAGGUGCAUUACGAUCAAUGAUGCAGAUGUUUGGAGGAUCACAGGAAGGCACUGGUAAUAAUAGUAAUCCUCAAGGUACUAAUGGUGCACAUGGAAGACCAUCUGGAAAUCAACCAUAG